AUAAACGAAACGGUUUUCCCGCACUUUUCUAGAAAGAUCAACAAAUUUUCUAGCUUUACAGCAUUUGAAUGCUCGAUUUAUCAAUUGACCGGUUUAGAUAACAUAAUUUUAGAUUAUUUUUGCUAGUAUAAAGAGUUAACAAUGUCCUUUAACGCCGUAAACGCAUUCGUAAAUCGGCAGUACGGAUUCUGCUUCAUUAACUAAGGAUUCAUUAUACAGCCAAAUGGACCUGUUAUGACCCUACAUUCUACAAGUUACACUGCAAAACGGAAGUGGAAGAACAGCCACUAUUUUACACCCCAAUUUUUACUUGUAAAGGUGCCCAAAAAGUUGGUAAUGAACAGUUUGUAGCCAUGGCAAAUGAGGAUGGAAGACUUGUGGUGAUGGAUUACAAAACUAAUGAGAAACACAUAGUAAAUGCUCACAAUAAUGCCAUAUUCGACUUGGCAUGGAAAUUUGACCAGAUGCAAAUUGUGACUGCUUCUGGAGACCAUACUUGUAAAUUGUAUGAUUUUGGAGAUGGAGAUUUUAGGGAGGUACGAAUGUUUUGUGGCCAUACUCGAUCUGUGAAGACUGUCAAUUUUCGAAAGGAUGAUUCCAGUGUUUUUGCUUCAGGAAGUAGAGAUGGUAAUAUUAUUCUAUGGGACACCAGGACAGAUUUAAAUAGUUUUAUAGGUAAAGCUGACUGUACCAUAAUGAAUUCCCAUGCGGGCAAAGAUGUAAACACUCCUAGUAAAAAUAAGAAAAAGUAUAAUGCCAUGAUGGCCAGUUCUGGUAUAAAGAGCGUCACUAGCCUGGUAUUUCAAAAUGAAAACUCCUUAAUAUCUUGUGGUGCCGGUGACGGAAUGAUAAAAAUUUGGGAUUUAAGGCGCCAUUAUACGGUAAAUAAAAAGGAACCCCUUCCUAAAUAUACCAUUCCAUACACAGGAAAAACCGCUAAAAAUGGCUUUAGUAAUCUGAUUAUCGAUAGUGCAGGACUCAAAUUAUAUGCAAAUUGUAUGGAUAAUACCAUUUAUUGUUACAACGUUGGUACGUACGAUACUGAGCCUGUGAUGAGUUACGUUGGACAUCAAAAUAGUACUUUCUAUGUUAAAUCUGCUUUAUCCAAAGACGAACGUUAUUUGGUGAGCGGUAGCACCGACGAGCACGCGUACAUUUGGAAUUUGAAGUAUUCAAAGCCUAUUGUGAAGCUGGUAGGGCAUGCUGCGGAGGUAACUUGCGUCACGUGGUGCAACAGCGAGUUAAGCCCGGUGUUGUUCACGUGCAGCGACGAUUUAACAUACAAAGUAUGGAGCGUGUGUGGUUUAGACUGUUCGGAUCACAUCAGAGGGAAAGCGGGAAUUUUACCCAUGCCCAUACCACCCAAACCCACCAGGAAACGAAUUUUGUUACCGUUGAAGCCACCUUCCCCGUAUAAGAAGAUAUUAAAACAGUGCGAAAAUUGUCAGAAUCCUACGGAGUCGCCGUUAUUUUGCGAAAACUGUUUCGCGAAUAGGAACAAAAGGAAAGCGGAAACCGAGUUGUGGAGUGAAAAUAAAAAAAUUACCACCGAGUUUGGACCGCGUCGUUUAUUCGCCCAAAUCAGUCGGAACUUUCGGGAAAUAGUCGACAAUGGCGCGGGAUCUUUUGCGGUGUUAGAGCGACCGACAGAAGAUGUCGAUCGGAUGAGUUUGAAGUCUCUAAAUAAAGCACUUGAAUCAUUUAAAACGUCAAACGAGCCCCAAAACCAUCCCCCCACCUCACCCACACUGAACCUGCCUAAUUUCAACGUUGACGGUACCGCUCCCCACCUGAACUACUCCCCGCCCAAACGCAAAUCUCAGGACUGGUUGACGCGCAUGCGCGUCGAACGUCACCUGCGACAACAAAUGCUCGAACAAAGUUAUGGGCCGACUACGCCCCCUAAACAGCCGAAAAUCGAGCCUGGAGGUGCGGGAUUUGCACCCGUCACGCCCAGAAGUAGUCGAAAGGCGUGGCCGAACGCGGGUCAAAGUCCACUGUUACGCUUUUUUAAAGUCAGGAACAGCAGCGGGGGCAAGUGCGGGUCGGGAAUAGGCGGAGGAAAUGCGGCAAGUGGAGAACAAGCUAGUCAAUGAAAUUGCGGUGCAAACAUUUUUACAAGAAAAUCCGGUUGUUUUUUUUUUUAAGAGGAUUUUUCUGAGCCUCAUAUUACUGAAAAUCGGCUUACUUAAGAUGAUUUUUAAUCCGUAAUUUCGGUCUUGAUUGAUAGUCGUUUUAGUAAAGGUUUCUAUUCCCUAAAUGCGGGCUUCAAAAACAUACCUAGCAACGAGCAUAAUUAAAAUUCAUCAUAACAUAAAAUUGUAUGGAUGUUAUUACAUCUUAACGUGUACAGACUGUAUAUGAAGCAUAUAACUGCAAAAUCAAGUAAGUUUUGAGUAAAAAGAGACAAACAUGCCAAAAUUAGAGUUUUAACCUAAUAAACUUUCCGUUUUGCCAAAAUAUUCAAAGCUUUGAUAGAAAUUAACGUUUCAUCAUGAUAUUCUCUGGAAAAAAAUAGAUAUCUGGUUUUGCACCUGGGACUAGCAAAUAUCUGCUUUCGCAUCUAAUUUUCUAUAAUUGCUAUGCAGUUUCUUCAAGUACAAUACUUGAACUUUUUUUACUUACUACAAAAAAAGGUCAAAAAAAAGUUUUUUUCAUUUUUAUAAAAUUCUAUGCAAGCACAAAUAAGGCUUUGUGAUAAAAUUAAAAAAAAAAACUUAAAGUUAAUGCUUUUAUUAAACAAGUAAACAAAAUUAAAUUCUUAAAUCAUUAUCUUCAUUAUCAGAGAUAAUAUGAGGCGUUUAGAGCAAAAGUGACCUAAGCCAAAAAUAUUUUUUAUGGAGAAAUUCGCAAAUGAAAAUAAUGAAAUUUUUUGAAGAUUAAUUAUGAAAUUAUUAGAGGCGAUUGUAAGAAUUUCUUAAUUUAUUUUUAUUUAGGUAAGUGGUGGAAUAACAUAGUUUUUGGAAUUUUUUAUUUUGAAAAAUAAGAUUUUGUAUGUGGCUUGGGCCACUUUUGCAUAACCUUUUUUUUACUGACUUGAGACUAAAAAUGAAUUACUAAAGCAAAAUAAUUUAUUUUUAGGUAAACGAUAAGACAUUUUUAAACAAAACUCAACGUAAACUCUUAUUAAUCAUUUUCUUCUUCCUCAUGAUUUUCAAAAAAAUUCGUCUUCUUCAACACGUGCAUUGUAAACCAGUUGACGAUAAAAUUCAUGGUUUACUGGUGGCAUAUAAUCAAGCAAAGAUAACAAGUCUUGGUAUUUCUUUUCUUGUAUGGGCUUAGGUCCCUCGAACAGAGGAAGAAGUCUGGCCAUGUCAUGGAAAGUUUGGUUGUCCCGUUUUUUUACAUUAACUUCGUUAAAUAAAACAUUUUCGUUAUUGGAAUAUUUAAAUUGGAUAACUUCAGGUUUUUCUUUAUCAUACCGAAGCCACUGUAUUCGCAGACAUUGUCCUUUUUCAUCAGCUUUUUUACGAUUCGUUAAUGCCUUUUCUAGUUCUUUUGUUGAAAAAAAGUCGCUGGAUGUCAUAACUACUACUUUGAACAGAUUUGUUUUCCUGGCUUCUAUAUAUAUAAUAGAACCACUUGCAUCCAAUCAUUGGGAACAAAAAUAUUUUUAUAGUGUUUUUUGUUUUUUUCGACUAAUCCAAAGUCCUGAUCAUUUGGAAGGUAGGAGUGACCAGAAACUAAAAAUUUAUGGUUAAUGUUCUUAACUGUGUAAUCGCUGGAUAAUACAAUGUAUGUACAAAGGGCAGCCAUUUUGAAAUUCCUAUUUUGACCACCGCACUGAUCGCUGUACAUUAUUAGCUUUCUUGUGGUAACAAAGUUCUUAAUGUAGUGUGCAAUACAGGAACCAAUUUCCCGAGGACCCCGAGAUGCAACACUCUCGUCCCACAUGUACAUAAUGUGUACUACGCGAGUUUGAAGAUCAUGAAUCCCAAAACAAAACGUCCAAAAUUGCCUUUUGUAGUACGCAACUCCUGUUGAAAUGAUCGGCGUUGCCAAUGUUUUCAUUAAGUCAAAUGAAAUUACGGUAAGGUCAUUGUCCGAUUUUGCAGCUUCAGCAUCGUUUCUCAUGCCUUGUCUAGCAGCUUCAGCUUUCCUCUGAUGCAGCUCUGGUUCUGCUUUAAUUGCCUCACUUUCUUAGCCAUCUGCCAUAGCUGCUUUAAUUCUAAUAUUGAAAGCAUCACAUUUGCGACAACUAUCGAAUAAUGGCGCGUGAAACUUUAAAUUAAAAUCAUUUUUAAAUAUUUGACGAAAAACAAACAAUGAAACGGGUUGUUCAGUUUCAUUUUUAUACAAAUUGUACAUUUUGGUUAGGUCUAGUUCUGCAGAAAGAUACUUGACAUUUGGACUUUUUUUUAAUAAAUAAUGGGACUCAUAAGCUGGUAAUUUAUUAAUAAAACUUUUCACAGCAGUGACUUUUUCCAGAGAAGUUUUAUUAACUGGUAUUGAUUUUCGAAUUCAGAACCUGAAUCCUGAAAAGGUUCUUCUAUAUCUGUAACAAAAAAAAUGUAAAUGCAAAAGUGGCCCAAACCCGGAUCACCGAAACACAGUAUUUUCAUAACCUCAAAAUACAUAUUAUUUCAACUUUAACUGCAAAUGUGCAAAUAAAAUUUAAUUAUAGGUUACUUACCAAAGCGAUCUUCGUCACAACCAGACAUAUUUCUUUGCAUUUUAUUUGAAAAAAAAACUACUUUUCGAACAAAAAGUAUGCUAUCAAAAUUACAAACACGUGGUCAAAAUAUUCUCAACGUCACUGAAUACUAAAGCGGCCCACAAUGGGUUGGGCCAGUCUUGCUCCAGCAAAUAUGAACGUGCUAUGUACGCAAAAGUGGAUUUAUGUGACAUCUUGCGGUAAAUGGUCGAAAUAGGCUUGGGCCGGUAUUGCAUAAUAAAAAUUCGAUAUAUUUGUAGGCCAUUUUUGCUGUUAACUCAACUUUUUUAAAAAUGUGGCUUGGCCCACUUUUGCUCUAAACGCCUCAUAUUAUAUUCUUUAGGAUCCCUGGGAUGAUCUACCUUAUGAGGGUUUUCUAAUUCAAAAGCAUUUUUCAAAAAAAAUUAAGAUGUUCUUUAGCCGUCCAAUCUUUCUCAUAGUGCUUAGCUAAUAAAGCAGAUAUGUUUUUUGUCAGGUUUUCAAGAUUCUGCUUACUCUUAAUGAUUGUAAAUUAAUUUGAGAUUUUUUUUCUCCUUUUACAGAGACUCUUGGAAUUCGAAUGUUACUUUUAUAAAAUGGUAGAACCAAAACCAAAAGUUUUUUAAAAAUAUUAAUCUUUUCUUUCGUUAAAACCGAAAAUGUCAGGAUGCGGGAGCUUUAACCAUUUUUUGUUCUUCAGUCCUCCAAUAAAAAACUGAAUAAUCUUCAACCAUGAUUAAGACUGUGGAGUAAAAUUUUAUAAUAUUAAUGUAGGUUUCUAAUUCAAUAAUAGUGAUACAUUUCUUUUAUCUGAGCAAAUACUCGGCGAACGGGAGAAAAGAAUGCCCGACAAUGGGAAAUACAAGUUCUACACAUUUCACAUUGUGAAAGAGAGAAAAAUUUGCAGACAAUAUUAAAUCAUACCAACUUUGGCCUAUUCUUACUUUGCCCCCCACACCCAUCUUAUACAUCUAUUCGUUCGAUCUCUUGAUUAAAACUAAAAUGUUUGAGUGUAUUAAAAAUGGCGGCAACUAUCUCAUUCGAACUCUUUGACGAUCACUCUGUCCGUAUAAACGACGUUACUGUUUCAGGUUUAAAACUGGACUUGGAAUGUCCACUUACUACAGUAAAAUUGCAGACGUUUAUCUGCAUACUGAAAUAACAAGAUUGGUCUGAAAUUUUUGGCAUUCAAAAGAAAAUAUUGCAAUUCUGGGAAUUGAAUCUCAUAAUAAGUCAUAAACUUAGUUGCGCGUACAUAAACUACGUGGAUUGUGCACACACUGUUUUGUAAUAGCCUUUAGUUUUCCUUGUGAAUCGUUGAUUUUUUUAAUUUUCUAUAUCUUGGACAAACUUCAACUUUGGGUGAUAAAGAUAAUGGUGUACAAAAAAAUGUCUGAAAAAAAAAACACUUUGUCUUUUAAAUGUGAGUCCACUUUUCAAUUAUAAUUCCGUAAGGUAAGAAUCUUCUAAUAACUGUUUUUUUCUUGACUAUUAAAUUCUAUAUGGGCUGAUUUUUCUGAAACAUUUACCUCCUCUUCUUUUAAUUCGAUUUUUUCCAACACCCGGUAUAGCUACAAAUGUCUUUUUAUAAAUAGAAAUUUGUCCCCUUGAAGUAAUAAUUAUGACACUGACUGUCUUUGGUUUAUUUAGAAAAUUUUAUUUAAUUUUGGUAACAGACAUUUCUGGUUUAUUCGCUACGCAGUGCUUCAAUAACAACAUAUCUUGCUAUGAUUUGGAUGCCUCAUGAUAAAACUUUUCAUUACCUUCCUUUUCGUAUUUCAGUCAUAUAGUCGGCAACGAACAUUAAAGUUUUUUUGUUUUAUUCAAAAUGUCGAAAAUUCAGGAGCGCGCUUACGUGAAUACCUAAAAUCAAAAAAUGUUGCCACAGCCUCACCAGCAUCUUAAGUACAAAUGCCUUUUUAUUUUGGCCUUCUCUCUUUUCCAUUCCUGCUUACUAACCAGUCUAUUUCAACCCUUGUCUGCUGGACUUGGUUCAAUAGCAACGCCACUGGCAAUAUCGUUACGCACCACAAAACUAUUUUACUUAAAAUCUUAAAAGCAUUUUUUCCAGCUGAUAUAUUUUAAAACUAAGUUAAAUAUUAUUUUAUACACCUUAUUGUCUCACGUUUUAACUCUGAAUCUAGAUUCAAAUUAUGAAUAAAGGCUUUAAAAUGCCUAUUUAUGUACCUAAAUUAUGUAGUUGAAACCUUAUGUACCUAAAACAAUCAUAUUCCUAGGAAAGUUUUCUCAUGUAAUCCAUCUUUAACAAUUUUUUUUGGAAAAUGUCAUAUGUCUGAUUUUGUAUUUAUACGCUUCGUAUGUAAUAUUACCCAAUUAUGAUGCUUUCUUAAGGCAGGAUUUUUAAAAAAGAAAUUUUUUACCGGUAAUUCUGAGGGCGCACGUUUGAUUGUGAUGAAGUCGCUCUAGGAAUUAUUCAGAUUUAAACCAAAUGAAACACGUUAGUUCUCAAUUCGAUUGUUCGUAUAGCGUUUUUUGUAAAUAUGUAUAUUAUUACUGUAAAUAGUGUUAAGCUUAAACCAUGCCUUGUUCCUUCUUAUUAGUUUGUUUAAUUUAAUAUUUUUUACGGUAUACUUUUGACUGAUAUGUAACGAUUUUAGGUAUUAAAAAAAAUUAUUUAAUUUUUUUUUAUAA
This is a messenger RNA of Anthonomus grandis grandis, 7285 nucleotides long. It is a transcript of the gene l(2)dtl, whose product is annotated as protein lethal(2)denticleless. Gene Ontology annotation, molecular function: protein-macromolecule adaptor activity; protein binding. The transcript is spliced from 9 exons. Bases 354 to 2096 code for a protein of 580 amino acids. Lineage: Eukaryota; Metazoa; Arthropoda; Insecta; Coleoptera; Curculionidae. The record is from RefSeq and is a predicted model, not a curated record. Gene Ontology annotation, biological process: mitotic G2 DNA damage checkpoint signaling; proteasome-mediated ubiquitin-dependent protein catabolic process. Gene Ontology annotation, cellular component: nucleus.